This is a messenger RNA of Racocetra fulgida, 1377 nucleotides long. The record is from the annotation of a GenBank genome assembly. NCBI's taxonomy places the organism in Eukaryota, Fungi, Glomeromycota, Glomeromycetes, Diversisporales, Gigasporaceae.
GGAACAAGCGAUAAUAGCACGAACAACAAGCAAGGUUACUUAAGUCAUGGCUCUACGUUUACAAGCCAUACCGAUUUUGUAAUAGCGGUCCAGGAAUAUGCUAUACGAGAAGGUUUUACGAUGAGACUCCAUAAAUUAAAAAGGAACAAAGCUGGUGCCGUACGAUGGAGAGAAAUAGUUUGUUCGCGGAAUGGAACUUCAAGUAAAAAAAAGGAAAGUGGUAAUAAACCAACGCGUAAUCGUCGAUCUCAACGAUGUAAAUGCCCAUUUUUAGUUCGUGCCGCUGUGAAUGGUACAUCAGGAUUAUGGGAGAUUAUUUCAACAAAGUUAGAACACAAUCAUGAUAUCGGAAACACAGCAAGUUUGGACAAUUUUUCUUUCAUGGAUUUGUCGUCUGUGAAUAAUAAAACGCAAUUUAAAUCGCAACAAUCUAGUGCAUUACCAAAAAUACCUACUGUGGAAUGGAAACCAUUACUUCCAGAAUCAUGUCUAAAAGAAAAACAUUUUUCAGAGACGUUAUCUCGGGAAGAAAUGUUUGUAAAAGAGCGAAGGAGGUUAGCUUUACAGGGAAUCGCUAGCUAUCAAUUUGACUCUCGAAGUGGUCAGAUAUUAUUCAAUUACGGGAGUGGGAUUUACUUGGGACAUGUUAGCAAGAACGCUGAAUUUUAUCCACGUCCAAUAAUACCUUAUUCACAAAACUCUGUAACAUGUUCUGGAAGCUUGAUGAAUUUUUCACUCGCCCAGUCUCCACAAAAUAAUCGCAUAUCACCACUUUCUUCUCCUUCAACUAACAGCUCCUCUCCUUCAUCACCUUGCCCUUCAUUAAACAACACACUACCACCACGACUAGAUCCAAAGUUGGGUGGUCGUAAUUGCGACCUUGUCGCUUUUAUCCGUGAUAGAGAUAUUUGGGUUACAACUUUAAAUGGAUUGGAAACCCAACUGACUUUUUGCAAUGAGCAUGAUCCUGAUGGAUCUUCGGCCUUAAGUUGCGGUGUCGCUGAAUUUGUAAUGCAGGAAGAAUUUCACCGUUUUACAGGCUAUUAUUGGGCACCCUCUUCAGUAUCAACAUCAAUAGAGGAACAUGUCGAACGAAUAUUAUAUUUACAGAUUUCAGAAUCUAUGGUAGAUUUGGUUUUAAUACCCCGACCAGGUCAACAAGGAGAAGCAGAAGAGUAUCGCUAUCCAAAAGCCGGUACGCCGAAUGCCGCUAGUGAUUUACAGAUCGUCGAGUUUAUUCCACGUUACAACGAAGAUGAGGAAGUAACAACCAGUCCUGUUCACAAAAGGCUUUGGGGUCCUGCAGCAUUGGACAAACUCUUUCCGUGGAAAGAAUACAUUGUUCGGUUUGGCUGGUGUCCAAAUGGUAAAAGGUAA